AUGUUAUCGGACAUUCAGGUCUUCGUGAGAUGGAAAGAACAAACGAUAUUCGCCGGAGAAGACGUUGAAUGCACAAUCACCUUCAAAAAUGUGACAGAGGAAGAGGCAGGAAACGAGGUUGUUGGGACGACGAAGCAUUAUCGAGGAGGAUCUCGGCCUAUUAACACUGUCACAGAUGGGACCAACUACUCUCCAGCAAAAUCCCUUAACCCAUUUUCGUUCAAUAAUCCGCCGCGUCGCCCGCAGUCCUCGGGGUAUCGGCCUCGACACCCACAUCACAGGGCCUCUGCUUCCGUUGGCUCCUCUCCCAUCUUGAGCCAAAGCUUUCCUCCUACCACCCCAUCACGCACUCAUGGAGCUUCCAACACACCAGGCCAUUCCCAUAAACGAUCUGUUUCAAUAAUAUCCUUGGAGACGGAUAUUUCUCACGACCGUAAACAGCUUCAGUCCCCAAAGAGUCCGCAGCCAGGCCGGCAUUCCAACCUCUCCCUUCCGAGCACCAAGGAUGAAGCAGACCCCUCCCGAUAUCCAAUCAAUAAUUCACCGGCCGCUAGAAGGAGUCCGAUGCGCAGAGCACCACGCAAAAUGAGCGCUUUCCAUGGAGAUUUCAAGUUUCCGCAGGCUCCGCCUUCACCCGAAAAUAAAACAAAUCCAUCAACGCAGCCAGCCCCAGAGGGUCAAUACACUGAACCUCCUACUAAAGCUACCAUACCCGAUCAUAUUAAUGUAACUGCUGCCAAUGGGAAGUUGACAGCUGACCAGCCUCGCUGCCUUACGCCCGCAACGAAACUCUCUGCUGUAUCAGCGAUGGAGGGCAGUACCCGAAGUAGUACUGAGUUUUAUUCUCUUAGCAAUAACUCCACGGAGACUCUUGAUUCAGACUAUAAAUUAGCUUCUAUGAACAGGGGCCUUCCGAGGCAUCGAAGACAUCAAUCAAACCUUGAGCCAACCAGGAACGGUCGAUCUAAUGAGUCGCAAACACUUCUCAUGGGUUAUGCCCAGAUCAACGCUUCAUUCACGGUUGAUGGAUCAUUACUUGAUCAAUCAAUCUUCGAAGAAGUAAAGCGUAAGGGCGUUGUUGGUCACCAUGGCAGCAAUGAACGGUCACCAAGGCAGUCGAAGCCUAGAAGCGGGUUCUGGGGAAAUAUAGGGCUCAGCAGUCUGGGGAACUCUCUUGCAAGUUUGACUUCAACAGGAGAACUUGACGGGCUACGGGAAAUGCGAGGCGCCUCUUCAUCCAACUCCAUACCUCUACUAUCAACUCCGCAGUCCCUUCUUUUCGUCGACCUCCGCUUGGCACCUGGGCAGGAAAAGACGUUUUCAUUCUCAUUUACUCUACCCCGCGGGCUACCUUCAAGCCACAAGGGCAAGGCUAUAAAGAUUUCAUAUAAUUUGGUUAUUGGAACGCAAAAGGCGGCAGCCAUAAAGGGAAACCAGCGACUUCACAAGAUCAAUGUGCCAUUCCGUGUUCUCAGUGGCGUGGAUGCUCAAGGAGGUGUUCUCGGACAUGAUCUAAUGCAGCCAUACGUGGUGCUGAGGGAUGAAGCACGAGUGCAAAGUAUUGAUUCAUCAGCCCCGCGGCCACCAGCAAAGGAAAAAAGCAUAAGCGCGAAAGCAUGGACAUCAGCACCUCAGUUUCUAUCAUACGUAGACGAAAUCCUCAAGCAAAAGGACCGUCAGGACUCGUUGGUGUCACCGAUAAGUCCUGGGCCGCCACACCUUCAUCACGAAGCCCCCUUUUCAUGCAAGGACGCCAUUGACUUAGCUAUCCUACGUAGCAACCAGUCAACUGCAUCAGAUCAGAGUGUCAACCGCUUUGAAAUAUCUCGCAGUGGCCGGCGAGUUGCCGUGAUAGUGCUUAAUCGACCAUCUCACCGAAUAGGAGAAACUAUCGUGGCUACUGCCGAUUUUACAAACGCAGCUAUUCACUGCCACUCUCUACGUGGCUCUUUAGAAACCCAUGAAACAAUCAAUCCCGAAAUUGCCCUUCGAUCUGCGGCAAGUAUCACUCGUGCCACACGAAAGGUUCACGCUAUGUGUUUUGAAAACACCCUUUUUGCAUCCAGAGUGGCCUUCACGCCCGCCAUCCCGGUCUCCGCCACUCCUACUCUGAUCACUUCUGGUGUGAAUGUUGAAUGGCAACUUCGAUUUGAGUUCGUAACAAGCAGCUUGCCCGAUUCUACGGAGAAUGCUCAUACGUCAGCAUCUGGGAUUGGUCUGUUAGAACCCGUCGAGCAUGAUGAACGAGGGACUGUAUUUGCCGCUGCAGAACAUAUAUCCUGUGAAUCUUUUGAAGUUAGCAUCCCUAUUACGGUCUAUGGCGGGACGGUGCAAGAGCCUAGCCGAGAGGAGUUGCAGGGAAUACCUAUAUAA
Molecule: messenger RNA, 2373 nt
Organism: Trichophyton verrucosum HKI 0517
Lineage: Eukaryota; Fungi; Ascomycota; Eurotiomycetes; Onygenales; Arthrodermataceae
Product: intracellular protein transport protein (Sat1), putative
Exons: 3
Coding region: 1-2373 (790 amino acids)
Biological process (GO): retrograde transport, endosome to Golgi
Cellular component (GO): Golgi membrane; Ric1-Rgp1 guanyl-nucleotide exchange factor complex
Source: RefSeq, a predicted model, not a curated record